UUACAUUUGGUUCACCUCAAUACGAAAUAUUCCAACGAUGCUGAAGGCAAGAAAAAUGCUGAUGGUCUGGCAGUUCUUAGUGUGCUUCUCAGGGUAGGUUUCUAUUCAGUCAAUCUAAUUAACAUAAUAUACGUCACUAUAAAAAAAACUCAACCAGUUUGUGUCCAAGGUUGUAUAAGCUUUGUCUCAAGUUCGAUGCUUAAACAUUAAAUUCCGAUCAUUUCUACUGUACAAUUUACUUUGUAAUUAUUUUGAUUAAAUAAAUUUUCUUCACAGCAAGGAGGACACAAUAACAAAUUCAAUUUUCUAAAUCGCGCGGCACAAGAAGUCAACAAGCCAAACGGUAUGUGGAACAACAAACAAACAAACAAACAAACAAACAAACAAACUUGACGUCGUCAUGGGGGCCAUGUUGGAGAAACGCUAACAAAAGAAUAUUAUUAGCAGCUAUUGUCUUAUAAAUCUCAAAAUAUUGAUCGCAAACCAGCAAUUAUGAUCAUGACAUUUCUUUUCAUUUAGACAAGACAAAAAUUACUGUCUCCUCAUUAAUAGAUUUACUCCCCAAUGACAAAUCAUUCUAUCGCUACAAUGGAUCAUUGACCACCCCUGGAUGUGAAGAAGUUGUCACAUGGACUGUAUUUGCUAACGCUGUUCAAAUCUCUGAAGCACAG
Paramuricea clavata is the source of this 671-nucleotide messenger RNA. The record is from the annotation of a GenBank genome assembly. NCBI's taxonomy places the organism in Eukaryota, Metazoa, Cnidaria, Anthozoa, Malacalcyonacea, Plexauridae.